Molecule: messenger RNA, 2693 nt
Organism: Labrus mixtus (cuckoo wrasse)
Lineage: Eukaryota; Metazoa; Chordata; Actinopteri; Labriformes; Labridae
Product: oocyte zinc finger protein XlCOF20-like
Exons: 2
Coding region: 115-1254 (379 amino acids)
Biological process (GO): regulation of transcription by RNA polymerase II
Cellular component (GO): nucleus
Molecular function (GO): RNA polymerase II cis-regulatory region sequence-specific DNA binding; DNA-binding transcription factor activity, RNA polymerase II-specific
Source: RefSeq, a predicted model, not a curated record
CACACAGCGGAAGUAAACAGCGAGAGCACCAGAUCUGAACGCUGCUACAUCUCCUCUCAGACUUUCCUGUUGUCCUAGAUCAUCUUUUUUUUAAAGUUUAAUAAAACCACAACAAUGUGUUCAGCUGAGAGUCUGAGAGAGUUUAUCAACCAGCGACUAACGGCUGCUGCGGAAGACAUUUUUGUAGUUUUUAAAAGAACUAUCGUGGAGUACGAGGAAGAGAUCGAUCGUCAGCGCAGACUGCUGGAUAUCGUUUGGAAACCUCACAUCAUCUUACACAGAGCACAUCUCCCAAAACAAUUUGUGUGUAAGGAGGAGGAGAAGGAGGUUCUGCCUGACCAGCAGCUCUGUACCCAGGAGAGGAACUCCAGUCCGGACCAAGAGGAUCCAGAGGCUCCACAGGUUAAAGAGGAGCAGGAGGGACUCUGCAGCAGUCAGGAGGGAGAGCAGCUCGUACUGAAGCAGGAGACUGACACAUCCAUGAUGACUCUUACUCAUGAGGAGAGAGACCACAGUGAAGAACAACUACUAAAUAAACACCAGCUCCUUUCUCACAACUCUCAGGAUGCUGAGAAUCAAGAUCCCAAAGGCAGCGAGCUCGGAGACUCGGAAUCAACUAGCAAAUCAAAAAGUCAAUUUUUAUGCAAAACAUGUGGGAAAGAUUUCUAUUCAAGCCACUCGUUAAAAUUCCACAUGAGAAAACACACAGGUGAGCGGCCUUUCUUAUGCAGCACCUGUGGGAAAAGCUUCUGUCAGUUAUCAGUCUUAAAAAAACACUUUCAAGUCCACACAGGGGAAAAAACGUUGUCUUGCAAAACAUGCGGGAAAUCGUUCAGGGAUAACCACGACUUGACGGUCCACAUGAGAACACACACGGGUGAGAAGCCUUACACCUGCAACACCUGUGGGAGAAGAUUCAGUCAGAUAUCACACCUGAACAGUCACAUUUUAAUCCAUACAAAUGAAAAGCCGUUUACUUGCAGGACAUGUGGCCGAUCGUUCAGACGUAGCAGUGAAAUGAGAAACCACAUGAGAACACACACAGGUGAGCGGCCUUACCCCUGCAGCACCUGUGGGAAAAGAUUCUAUCGGAGACCAGAGUUGAAUAGACACCUUCAAACUCAUACAGGUACACCUUUGAGUCAUUCAGACUCGUUACUGUCCCACAAGGAUGACAAUCCUGAUUUGCAGCAGGAGCACACAGAAGACAACAAACACAAGGACGACAUCGCCGUUCUGUCUGAAUUAGAAUAAAAGUUCAACAAUCAGACGACACAACAAAAAAUACAAAACAUCGCAAUGAAAUCAGUGAAGAGCUCAGACCACGAUGGGUUAGUGCGAGGAGGUGUGCAGUGAAAGUGCAAAGAGAGCAACCAAAGGGCUAGUUGAUAUCUUUAUUGCAACAGGGACAAAUGAGACCGCCUGUUACUAUGGUAACUCUUUCAGUCAACCUAUCGACAGGCUGAGAGCUGGAGCUGAGGCGGUGAGGACAAUAACUUAUCAGACCGGGGGAGGAGACAUUGUGAACAAACUGCUGAGAAGAGAGGCCUUCUACACUCCACACAGGUGAACCUCAUGGACUGAUUGAGCCGCUCGUGUUUUCUAUAAUGUUGUCUUUAAAGUCUCCAUGGAGAAACAGUUGUCGUCUUGUUAAAAAGGUGUAUAUGUUGUAAAUAUGAUCACACUUGCGAUGGGAUGUUAUGAGUGUCACAGUUCUGUUAACUCCCUGCUUUUCUCUCACUGUCAUUAACCAAUGGGUGAAGACUCUCUGUGAGCAGGAGUGUAAAUCUGUACCUGUUUGACUCGGAGGAAUCUUAAGACCUUUGCACCUAAAUACAUUUUCCUUUGGAUCCUGCCUGAGAGAAGGAGUCCGAGGUCGUUCUCUGAGAGCAAUGACCUCCAAGAGUUUCCUUCUAAUUAACUUUGUUUAUGCCUCUUGGGGAAAUAGAUUUUGAGCAGCUUUUACCUAGAAAAACAUUCAGACGCCAAGGCCAAAACAAGACAAUGAGACAGAUCUGUGGUGCCAGAUAUGAGAACAGUUAUCAGGUGGUCAGAAGUGGUUCAGAUAGAAGUGAUUGUACCCGACCUAAAAAGCCUCUGCAUGUUUCUAAUAAGCUCCACGAGCAGAAACGUGCUCAAACUAGGAUCAAUAUUGGAGAUGCUUUUGAAAAAUGGAGAGAGGUUAGAACACAGAAAGGUUUACAGACCCAUGCAGAGCUGGAUAAACACUGAAGCUUCAGAGUCCACCACAUGGUGACCUGUGUGAGCAUCCACUCUAGAGAGGAGGGGGGGGGGGAGAGACAGCGCUCUAUGAUGUUUAGAAUUUAGACUGCAGUACCCGUUUUAAACACUAGGGGUCAGAGUUACAUACUGCUCCUUUAAUGAUUAAUACUUGGAAAGGUUCUUGUAGAGAAAUAUGAGUCCAUGACAAAACUGCAGGUAAACUCCGUCACACUGUCUAAAUUGUGCAAAUUCAUCUGCAACAUGUUGGAGCUGACUGUAAGAGAAAAGUUCAACCAUCCCAGUGCACCUGUUCUGUCCUGUACCUGUGCACAUGGCAACACCUCAUCUACUGGAAGUUUACAAUCCUGGUAUCAUGACGACUCAAAGUUUGUGUGACAUCCAUAAAAACUCUGCUGCUGUUUAAAUGAAACAAUAACAAUGAAUUAAACUUUGACUCGUCUAUAAACAUC